Messenger RNA from Menidia menidia (Atlantic silverside), 2304 nucleotides. NCBI's taxonomy places the organism in Eukaryota, Metazoa, Chordata, Actinopteri, Atheriniformes, Atherinopsidae. The record is from the annotation of a GenBank genome assembly.
AUGCCGGUGAGAGCUCCGGUGGUUUCCUUCCCCCGGUCCCGCCGCCGUGAUGCUGCGCAGCAGCGGGCGGGCGCGCGCCGUUACGCAACACCCCCGCCUGUCCCGCGCGCUAUAAACGGAUCAGCGUCUCCCAGCCUCCGGUCCCGCAGCCAGCCUCACACCGGCCAGCUCUCAGGCAUCAUGGGAAAGGAGAAACUCCACAUCAACAUCGUGGUAAUCGGCCAUGUGGACUCUGGAAAGUCCACCACCACAGGCCACCUCAUCUAUAAGUGCGGCGGUAUUGACAAGAGAACAAUCGAGAAGUUCGAGAAGGAAGCUGCUGAGAUGGGAAAAGGCUCAUUCAAAUAUGCCUGGGUGCUGGACAAGCUGAAGGCAGAGAGGGAGCGGGGCAUUACCAUCGACAUCUCUCUGUGGAAGUUUGAGACCAGCAAGUACUAUGUGACCAUCAUCGAUGCCCCGGGACACAGGGACUUCAUAAAGAACAUGAUCACUGGGACCUCCCAGGCCGACUGUGCGGUGCUCAUUGUGGCAGCGGGUGUCGGAGAAUUUGAGGCCGGCAUAUCUAAGAACGGACAGACCCGCGAGCAUGCCCUCCUGGCCUACACUUUGGGAGUCAAGCAGCUCAUUGUGGGGAUCAACAAGAUGGACUCCACCGAGCCAAACUAUAGCCAGAAGCGGUAUGAGGAAAUUGUGAAGGAAGUGAGCACCUACAUCAAGAAGAUUGGCUACAACCCAGACACCGUCGCCUUCGUGCCCAUUUCAGGCUGGAAUGGAGACAACAUGCUGGAGCCCAGCCCCAACAUGACUUGGUUUAAGGGGUGGAAGAUCAACAGGAAGGAAGGCAAUGCUUCGGGCACCACUCUCCUGGAGGCGCUAGAUGCCAUCCAGCCCCCGUCCCGUCCUACAGACAAACCACUACGUCUUCCCCUGCAGGACGUCUACAAGAUAGGAGGUAUUGGAACUGUGCCUGUGGGUCGUGUGGAAACAGGCAUACUGAAGCCUGGCAUGGUGGUGACCUUUGCCCCCGUUAAUGUGACCACUGAGGUGAAAUCUGUGGAAAUGCAUCAUGAGGCCCUGACUGAGGCGCUUCCAGGUGACAACGUGGGCUUCAAUGUUAAGAACGUGUCUGUGAAGGAUAUCCGUCGUGGCAAUGUGGCUGGAGACAGCAAGAACGACCCUCCACAGGAGGCUGCUAACUUCACUGCUCAGGUGAUCAUCCUAAAUCACCCUGGUCAGAUCAGUGCUGGCUAUGCCCCCGUGCUGGACUGCCACACGGCUCACAUUGCCUGCAAGUUUGCCGAGCUCAAGGAAAAGAUCGAUCGCCGCUCUGGCAAAAAGCUGGAAGACAACCCCAAAUCUCUGAAGUCUGGGGACGCUGCAAUCGUAGAUAUGAUUCCGGGCAAGCCAAUGUGCGUUGAGAGCUUCUCCGAGUAUCCUCCGCUGGGUCGUUUUGCGGUGCGCGACAUGCGUCAGACUGUGGCCGUUGGUGUGAUCAAGGGUGUGGAAAAGAAGGCCGCCACCACUGAAUGGACGGUGUCCAAGAAGAAAAAAGGCUGCCCCGCUGUGACAAUUACCACUGACAAAGGCAUCUCCCUUGAUGUUGUCCUCUGUCUUGAAGUUAAAUCUAGCUGGCCGGAUUUUACAAAGGAUGGUCUUAAAAUAGAGGGGUGGCUUGGAACUAAAGUAAGAAGAGACCUAAGACGAGAGUCUUAUUAUCUCGUUCCAAAAUAUGAAGGGCGGGGCACAGCGGAAAAUGAUGGGGUCCUUGCUAAAGAUGCUUGGCGGAUUUCAUUUUCCCACAUUGAGAAGGCCAUUCUGAGCAAUCAUGGCUCAGAGAAGACCUGCUGUGAAAGCGGCGGCGCAAAUUGCUGCAGGUUAGAAUCAAACAAACACAAAUCACAAGUCCUCAUUGAUCAUUUUGGCCUCAUCAUGGACUCUUUCUUACUCUUUUCACACAGGAAGGACUGUUUGAAGCUCCUAAAGUAUCUUCUACAUCUGCUAAAGUCAAAUCAACCAUUUGAUAAGUUUUGCUCCUAUCAUGCCAAAACUACGCUCUUUCACGCCUGUUCCACCAGAACCAAAGACAGCGACUGGAGGGCCUCAGAUCUGAGCUCCUGUUUUAACCUCCUCCUGCAGGACUUUGAGAAGCACCUGGAAACUGGUAUACUGCCAAACUUCUUCAUCCCCACUCAGAACCUACUAAGCAACACUGAAGAGAAAAAGCGCAAACAUCUAGCCAAGCUCAUCAAGGCGGAGCGCGAAAAUGGUUUUCCCAUUUUUGAGAAACUUGAAAAUACACAUUAA